Messenger RNA from Dipodomys spectabilis (banner-tailed kangaroo rat), 2964 nucleotides. It is a transcript of the gene Jakmip2, whose product is annotated as janus kinase and microtubule interacting protein 2. Gene Ontology annotation, molecular function: kinase binding; microtubule binding. The record is from RefSeq and is a predicted model, not a curated record. Bases 70 to 2700 code for a protein of 876 amino acids. The transcript is spliced from 20 exons. Lineage: Eukaryota; Metazoa; Chordata; Mammalia; Rodentia; Heteromyidae.
GAAACAGUACCAUGGCAGUACCCGUUUGAACGGAUUAAAAACAACAGACUCCAUUUAGAAAGGAAAAAAAUGUCCAAGAAAGGGCGAAAUAAGGGCGAGAAGCCCGAGGCACUCAUUGUCGCCCUUCAAGCUGCCAAUGAAGACCUCAGGACCAAGCUCACAGACAUCCAGAUAGAGCUGCAUCAGGAGAAGUCCAAGGUGUCCAAGCUUGAAAGAGAGAAGACUCAAGAAGCGAAGAGGAUCCGCGAGCUGGAGCAGCGCAAGCACACCGUCCUGGUGACGGAACUCAAAGCCAAGCUCCACGAGGAGAAGAUGAAGGAGCUGCAGGCCGUGAGGGAGAAUCUCAUCAAGCAGCAUGAGCAAGAAAUGUCACGGACAGUGAAGGUGCGGGAUGGAGAGAUCCAGAGGCUCAAGUCGGCCCUGUGCGCUCUCCGGGAUGGCAGCAGUGACAAAGUACGGACAGCGCUCACCAUCGAGGCCCGGGAAGAGGCCCGGAAACUGUUUGAUGCAGAGCGCCUUAAGCUCUUACAGGAAAUUACAGACUUAAAAACGGCCAAGAAGCAGGUGGACGAGGCUCUGAGUAAUAUGAUCCAAGCGGAUAAAAUCAAGGCCGGGGAUCUCAGAAGUGAACAUCAGUCUCACCAAGAAGCCAUCUCAAAGAUCAAGUGGGAGUCGGAGCGGGAUAUUCGGAGGCUGAUGGAUGAAAUCAAAGCCAAGGACAGGAUCAUCUUUUCCCUGGAAAAGGAACUGGAAACCCAGACUGGCUAUGUACAGAAACUCCAACUGCAGAAGGAGGCCUUGGAUGAGCAGCUCUUCCUGGUCAAAGAGGCCGAGUGCAACAUGAGCAGUCCCAAACGAGAAAUUCCAGGAAGGGCUGGAGACGGCUCUGAGCACUGCAGCAGCCCGGACUUGAGAAGAAAUCAAAAGAGAAUAGCUGAACUGAAUGCCACUAUAAGAAAAUUAGAAGACAGGAAUACCUUGCUUGGAGAUGAACGAAAUGAAUUGUUAAAACGAGUACGGGAAACUGAAAAGCAAUGCAAACCUCUCCUGGAAAGGAACAAGUGCCUCGCCAAGAGAAAUGAUGAACUGAUGGUGUCUUUGCAACGUAUGGAGGAAAAACUAAAAGCCGUUACCAAGGAAAACUCAGAAAUGAGAGAGAAAAUUACAUCCCAUCCGCCCUUGAAGAAGUUAAAAUCUCUAAAUGACCUUGACCAAGCUAAUGAAGAACAGGAGACAGAAUUUCUAAAACUUCAGGUCAUUGAGCAACAGAACAUUAUUGAUGAGCUCACAAGGGACCGAGAAAAACUCAUCCGUAGGAGAAAGCAUCGAAGAAGCUCCAAGCCCAUUAAGAGGCCGGUUUUGGACCCAUUCAUUGGAUAUGAUGAGGAUUCCAUGGAUUCGGAAACUUCAUCCAUGGCCUCAUUUAGAACAGACAGAACACCAGCUACUCCUGAUGAUGACUUAGAUGAAAGUUUAGCGGCUGAAGAAUCUGAGCUACGAUUUCGACAGCUAACAAAAGAGUAUCAGGCCCUCCAGCGAGCAUAUGCCCUCCUGCAGGAGCAGACUGGAGGCAUCAUUGAUGCCGAACGCGAAGCCAAGGCUCAAGAACAACUCCAAGCAGAGGUGCUAAGGUAUAAAGCCAAAAUUGAAGAUCUGGAGGCGACACUGGCUCAGAAAGGGCAGGAUUCACACUGGGUAGAAGAUAAACAACUUUUCAUUAAGAGAAACCAGGAGCUUUUAGAAAAGAUAGAAAAACAGGAAGCAGAAAACCAUCGACUACAGCAGGAACUACAGGAUGCCAGAGAUCAGAAUGAGCUACUGGAAUUCCGAAACCUGGAGCUGGAAGAGAGAGAGAGGCGAUCUCCUCCAUUUAAUCUACAAAUCCACCCAUUCUCAGAUGGUGUGAGUGCUCUACAGAUCUACUGUAUGAAAGAAGGGGUCAAGGAUGUGAACAUCCCAGAUCUCAUAAAGCAGCUUGACAUCUUGGGUGAUAAUGGGAAUUUGAGAAAUGAAGAACAAGUGGCAAUCAUUCAGGCCAGCACUGUGUUAUCCCUUGCAGAGAAGUGGAUCCAGCAGAUCGAAGGCGCCGAGGCUGCCUUGCACCAGAAAAUGAUAGAACUGGAAAGUGACAUGGAACAAUUCUGCAAAAUAAAAGGCUAUUUGGAGGAAGAACUAGACUAUAGAAAACAAGCUCUUGAUCAAGCAUAUAUGAGAAUCCAGGAACUAGAAGCUACUUUGUACAAUGCUCUGCAGCAAGAAACUGUUAUCAAGUUUGGUGAAUUGUUAAGUGAAAAACAGCAAGAGGAGCUGAGGACGGCAGUAGAGAAGUUACGGCGGCAAAUGCUGAGGAAGAGCAGAGAGUAUGACUGUCAGAUUCUCCAGGAGAGAAUGGAGCUCUUGCAGCAAGCUCAUCAGAGAAUCCGGGACCUAGAAGAUAAAACAGAUAUCCAGAAAAGGCAGAUAAAAGAUUUAGAAGAAAAGAAAAUUCAAAAAUAUGGAUCAUACCCCAGAAAGGCAAAUGCUUCUAAACCUUUGAAGAUGGCAAAAUUGUUUACACCAGUGCAAAGGAGAUCAAAAGCUGAGAACCUCCCUGUAGUCAAGACUGCAAUUGUGUACUUUAAAGCCAUUAUUCAAGGUUUCUUACUUGACAGUUCCUACAGGACCCCAUUGAAAAUCUACACUAUAUGCUGCAUUUACUGAAAUGUGUGUAUGUCAAACCAGAAGGAAAGAACUAUAAGCAAAUAUAAUGUGUAAAGAAAAAAAAUUCAGCAACGGAACAGAUUCAGCCGAUCAAGCAAAGAUGUGUCUUGGGACAUGGAACCAAAGUUACAAUGAAACAUUCAACUCCUGCUGUGCAGGGGGAUCAUUUUAAUGUAACACCACACCCCCAUGGAAACACUAUUCCUGAAAAUAAACACCAUUUUAAAAAAAAAUCAAAGCAAACAACAACAAAAAGGGUGGGUG